Messenger RNA from Cyanidioschyzon merolae strain 10D, 1077 nucleotides. RefSeq names its product similar to pheromone shutdown protein TraB. NCBI's taxonomy places the organism in Eukaryota, Rhodophyta, Bangiophyceae, Cyanidiales, Cyanidiaceae. Bases 1 to 1077 code for a protein of 358 amino acids. The transcript has a single exon. The record is from RefSeq and is a predicted model, not a curated record.
AUGUCGACUGUCGCGGUUCGGGCUCGUUGGCUAUCCGGGAUUUGGCGAUGGCGCGGCUUCCGCCAGUUCGUGCGUAGCGAGCAGUGGUGGCGCCGGGAGCCACGUCCGGCGGCCUACCGCACCCUGGUACCGCAGGCGCAACCUGCUUUUCGAGUCUGGGUUUCUGGGAGCUUAUCGACCUCGGCUGGGAACUCGACCUUCGGGAGCGCUCCCGGGGACGAGACGACCAACAGUACAGGUACGGCUGCUGCGCUGACUGACGAUAAUCCACUCCGUCUCGUGAACGGCUCCACCGGGGCUGUCGCACACGUUCUCGGGACCGCGCACAUAUCAGCGCUCUCCGUUUCGCAGACUCGGGAGUUGAUUCGAAGGGUUCAACCGGAUACCGUGGUGGUGGAGCUGGACGACGAACGCGUUCAGACCGUGCGAGAGCGUCUGGACAAGAAAGACCCGUCUCAGGACUCGUCGCUCUUCAGCGAGUUGCUGCGCGUCUUUACUGACCCAAGAGGCGGUUCUCUCGGUUCGCGCAUGUUCGAAGUGUAUUUCAAACUCAUGUAUCGUGCGUUGAGAAUGGCAGGGUUUCUCCCGGGUGCCGAGUUUGUUGCGGCGAUUGAGGAAGCCGAACGCAUCGGUGCGCGAGUCGUCCUCGGCGAUCGAAACAUUCACGAGACCAUGGAAAGGCUGCGUGCCGCUGUGUUUCAUAACUUCUCCGAUGUGUUACAUGCUCUAGUUUCUCCACCUCCGCCGGAGCUUGAGAGUCUACUUGACAACUUGAAGGACCAGGCUCGAGGCGGCAACGCGCGAAAGAUCAGCACUGAUUUUGUUGAUGCACUUCUGGACCGCAAGUCUGUGCGCCUGCUCACGCGUUUUCUGUCGCGCUCCUUGCCGGCCGUCUCCAAGGUCAUGCUUGAUGAACGCGACGUGAUACUUGCGUCGAAAAUAGCCACAGCACCAGGGCAAAAAAUCGUCGCGAUUGUGGGAGCAGCGCACCUUGAUGGCAUUGAGCGCUGGUGGCUGCAAAAUAUCGAACCAGAUCCGAUUAUCGUAUCGUCGUCACCAUUGCCGUCACAAUCGUAG